Messenger RNA from Chlorella variabilis, 1161 nucleotides. RefSeq lists its product as hypothetical. The transcript has 7 exons. The coding region runs from base 1 to 1161 and encodes 386 amino acids. The record is from RefSeq and is a predicted model, not a curated record. NCBI's taxonomy places the organism in Eukaryota, Viridiplantae, Chlorophyta, Trebouxiophyceae, Chlorellales, Chlorellaceae.
AUGGAUCCCACAACAGAGCGCAAGUAUGUGCGCCAAAUCGUGCGGCAGGUGCACCCCGACCUCUUCUCCGCCUAUCCCUAUGAGCGGGCCAAGAACUCGGAGGCGCUGAAGGCCCUCAACGUAUAUGCCGACCAGCUGUCGCAGGGGCUGCGCCCGCAGGCGGCGAAGCUCACCUUUUUCGUGCGGCAGGAGUCGGAGGACGAAGCCCUGGGCCAGAUAUCUGCGGAGCUGCCCUCCUACGGCUCCCUGGGUCCCCUCUUCUUCGCCUUCGGCCUGAUCAGCGAGGAGGAGCUGAAGCAGGGCGCCGGCGCAGUCAGCAGCGCCGACGACCGCGACCUGGCCGCCUGGCUGCGCGAGACUGUGGACGAGGCUGUGCGGUGCGACUGCCCCCCCUCCCACCUCCUCGACUUCCUCUGCUCCUCUGCGGGCCUCAGCGCCAACGAGACGGCGGCGCAGGUGGCGGGGAGCCGGGAGGAGGAGGAGGCGCUCCUGGCGGCGGUCAGGGAGGCGCUGGGCGCCAAGCACGACAAGGUUCUGAGCGCGGCGCGGCGCCUGCUGGACUGCGCGCCCGCCAUCCGCCAGGCGGGCGUGGACCUGUCGGGCGCCAGCCUGGCAAUCGACGACUGCUACGAGCUCUGGGACUCGGGUGGGCGUCGUUUUGUGCUGUGUGGUGUGGUGCUGGUGGCCUUUAGCUGGGGCGGGCUUCGGGUGCGCGCGCAGACGGCGGGCGGCUUCAUCUCCAUCCCUCAUGACUUCAACCUGUCAGACCUGCAGCCCAAGCUGCAGGCACUGCUGAGCAGCGGCGCCGCCGCCAGCGGCGCCAGCGGCGCCAACGGCGCUGCCGCGGCGGCGGGCGCCGGCGGCAGCGGCGCCUAUGGUACCAACAGCGCCAGCGGCGCCAACGGCGGCGGCUAUGGCGCCUUCAACGGCAGCGGGGAGGGCGCCGCCACGGCGCCAGGCGAGUUUUACGCCGGCCAGUUCAAUGGCGGCCCGGUGCGGGCGGCAGGCGGCGGCCGGGCGCCCGCCGCGGCGGCGGGAGCCUCGCUGUGCGGCCGGCGGCUGCCGCUGCGGCAGCAGGGGCGCGGCGCGGGGCUGCAGCGGCGGCUGGCUGCCGCGGGCCCGCGCGCCAGGCAGCCGGCGGCCGGCCUCCGGCUGCUGUGA